ACCUUGAACAAUGAAUGGUGAGAAAGUUAUUGGUAGACCAACCCAUCCCUCAGACUAUGUGUCGAUUCCAGUUGUUCAUUAACAGGUGAGUUAAGAAAGCAGGUGAGUUGUCGAAUCUGAGCGGAACAAAGCAGGUGUGUAAAUCCAUACAUCCUUGUUUUGAAACAAAGCAGUCGAUCAAUGAAAGAUUUCACAGUAAGUAGUUAAAUGAAUGAAAAACGUUUGAGACAUUCAGAGAAGUAAAUACAUUUUUAUAGGCUGUUUUUCACACACCAAUUUUGUUUUCCAACUGGAAAAAGUACAUGUGCUGAAUGGAAUAUAUCUUGCGUGAGAAUAUUGCGAUAUUUGGAAUACAGAAUAAAAGGGAUGACAAGUAACUUUUUACUUUUUGGAAUUAUUAGAACAUUUCUGGCAAAUGGAUUUUACCCACCCACAGCUCAAUGUCUUGUCAUUGAACAUCUCAACAUCAUUGGUACCAGAACAGGUCAUCUAGACUGGGAAAUCCAAAGACUCUCCUUAUGAAAAAUAGGAACAUUCAUUAGCUUAUACAUUAAGUCCUCAGAAUGGCUCAUAGAGGUUGGUGGGUGUGUGUCUGCUGGAUGGUGUUGAUCGCAGGCCGAUGCGAGGCGAUAUACCCUCACUGUCUGGAUGGGAUCAUGAUGAACGUAGUUCUGCUGGAUGACGACAUCUCUCCCUGGAGUAUGACAUUUGUCCGUAGCGCUGUGGAGAGUGCGAUCCAGCUCGACGCUGAACUCCCCUGUAAAAGCUGUCCAAACGGAGUGAAGCGAAACCUGACUGCAAACUUCCUUGGGCUCGAGACUAGUUUGUACAGCAAGAAAGGCUGCAAAAGCAGCACUUGUGAAGUGGUGGAGACCUUGAAGAACCUAACUAAAACAGGCCAGGAGGGCUGGGUUUUGCUGGGGCCCACCUGUACCCAUGCAACCUUUCAGAUGGUUGAUCAAGAGGUUGGUCUGAAGCUCCUCAUGCCCAUCAUCUCAGCAGGCAGCUUUGCUCUGUCCUGUGACUACCAAGACAACCUGACCCGCAUAUUACCCCCUGCACGCAAGAUCUCCACAUUCUUCACAAAAUUCUGGGACUUCAAAAACAAUAUCAAACCCAAGUGGUCCACAGCCUUCCUCUAUAAGAAGCAGGAGAACACUGAGGACUGCUUCUGGUACAUCAAUGCACUUGGUACAGGCUCAGCCCACUUUUCCUUACAUGUCAAAAAUACCCAAGUUAUAACCAAAGCGGAAGACCUUAGAAUGGAAUUAAACUCCAAAAAGAGGACAAGCAAUUUGUUCAUAGUGUGUGGGACGCCAGGAGAUAUCGUGGACCUGAAGAAUGGAACUAUGGAGGUUGAUCCUAGUGUUGUCUUCAUCCUGGUCGAUCUUUACAAUGAUAAGUACUACACCAAUAAGUCCUCUAUCCCCGCUAUGAAGAACGUGUUGGUUCUCACCAUGCCCAACACUAGGAACUAUACUGUGGACACAGACCUGGGCAACAACGUGACGAUGAAUGACUAUAUGGCAGCGUACCAUGACGCAGUGCUGCUGUUUGGUCAGGUGAUGAGAAAGAUCUGGAGCAAGCCUGAGUCUGAGCUCAACCACACGGAGGUAGUCAAUAUCAACCACUUCAGAAACAUCUCAUUUGACGGCAUCGCAGGCCACUACAAGUUGGAUGACUAUGGGGACAGAGACGUGAAUUUUUCAGUCAUUUACACCACCACUGACAACAAGUAUGAAACUUUAUUUAUAUUCAACACUGUCUACAACUACACCAACAUUGUCAACAGUAAACCAUCCUUCAUCUGGGGCAGACAUCUCCCAAAUGACAUUCCAGACCAGGGUUUGGGGGUGCAGAACAUCGUUGUCAUUGUCUUAGGUGUCACUGUGGUGGUGGUGGCUACCAUUGCAUUCAUCUUCUACAGGCAGAACAGGAGAGAGCGCCAGGUGAGGAAGAGAUGGUCUCACAUCCACUCUGAACUCAUCACCCCGCUGGAGUAUAAUGAACGUAGCUUGGUCUGCCUCAAGAUUGACGAAGACCACAGGACAAACAAAAGUUAUAUGAUCCGCCAAGGACGCUAUGAUAAAAAGAUUGUGAUCCUGAAGGAGCUGAAACACUCUGACGGGAACUUUAACAAGAGCCAGAGGAUAGAGCUCAACUCUCUUCUGCACAUUGACUACUACAACCUGACUAAGUUCUAUGGCACAGUCAAGUAUGAUCAUGGUGUGUUUGGGGUGUUCGAGUACGGCGAGAGGGGAUCUCUAAGGUGUGUGCUGAAUGACAAUAUUUCAUACCCGGAGGAGACCUUCAUGGACUGGGAGUUUAAGAUCUCUGUAAUGUAUGACAUCGCCAAGGGUAUGUCCUACCUCCAUUCCAGUGACAUCCAGGUCCAUGGCCGUCUCAAGUCCACUAACUGUGUGGUGGACAACCGCAUGGUGGUCAAGAUCACUGGCUUUGGCUGCAACACUAUUCUAAACCCAGGCAGAGACCUGUGGACAGCUCCAGAGCACCUGCGAAGACAGGGGAUCUCCCAGAAGGGAGAUGUCUACAGCUUUGCCAUCAUCGCCCAGGAGAUAGUUCUCAGGAGGAAAACCUUUUACACCGAGGCCUACUCCGACCGCACAGAGAAAAUGGCCAGAGUGCAGUACCCUAUCAAAAUAACCUAUUUCAGACCUGAUCUGAAUUUUGAGACUGCAGGAGAAAAAGAACUGGAGGUGUACAUGCUGAUAAAGAUCUGCUGGGAUGAGGACCCAGAGCGAAGGCCUGACCUUAAGAAGAUAGAGAGCUCACUGGGGAAGAUCUUCAGUAACCUGCACAACCAGGCUAAUGAGAGUUACAUGGACAACCUGAUCCGUCGUCUACAGAUGUACUCCCGGAACCUGGAGCACCUGGUGGAGGAGAGGACAACUCUGUACAAGGCUGAGAGAGACAGGGCCGACUGCCUCAACUUCAUGCUGCUGCCUCGUCCUGUGGUGCGUUCUCUGAAGGAGACAGGCAUCGUGGAGCCGGAGCUGUUUGAGGAGGUGACGGUGUACUUCAGCGACAUCGUGGGCUUUACCACCCUGUGCCAGUACAGCACCCCCAUGGAAGUGGUGGACAUGCUCAACGACAUCUACAAGGGCUUCGACAGCAUCCUCGACCACCACGACGUAUACAAGGUGGAGACGAUAGGUGAUGCGUACAUGGUCGCGUCGGGGUUGCCUCGGCGGAACGGGAACAGGCACGCGGUGGACAUCUCCCGCAUGGCCCUGGACAUUCUGGCAUUUAUGGGGACCUUCCAGCUCAGACAUCUGCCGGGACUACCUGUGUGGAUCCGCAUUGGGAUGCACUCAGGCCCCUGUGCAGCAGGAGUGGUGGGGAUAAAGAUGCCCAGAUACUGCCUGUUUGGAGACACAGUCAACACUGCCUCUAGCAUGGAGUCAACGGGACAUCCCCUGAGAAUCCACGUCAGUCAGCCCACCAUCAGCAUCCUACAGAGGACAGACUGCAAGUUUGAGUACGAGAAGAGAGGGGAGACUUUUCUCAAGGGUAAAGGCACAGAGUUGACCUACUGGUUGACAGGUGAAACAGGAGAGGACUACAACCUGCCAACGCCACCGACAGCGGAGAACUGCCAGCGUCUGCAGCAGGAUCUGGCCCAGAUGAUCCAGGAGUGUCUUGAGAACCGCUCGCUGGGGUCAGAGAUCAUGGAGAAGAGGAAUACCCUGUCCAUGAGGCAGAGGAGGGUGGGGAGGGACGGAGGGGAGCAGGGGGGAGAGGAGGAGGAUAACGAUGACCAGCCAGAGUACCUCCAUCUGGCUACGGUCAACAACUUCAGUACUUUAUUGUAGUUAUUUUGACAAGGAGAAAUAGGGUUAUGCUGUUUUUUUGUCUAUUGAUGUGAAAGUUUUCUCCAAACUUUUGCAUCAAUCAUUCUUGGUUGUCAAUUGAAGAUUUCGCUGAAAACUACAGUCACAUGCAGAUCUUGAGUUAUAAAUUCUGGCCUUUUGCAGGAACCACAAAGCUGUAGACCAACUAAGCACUGUACUGAUAUACUGGAAACCUUCCCUUCCACAACCUCAGCACUAGAAAUGCUGAGAAAAAGAAUACUGACCUUAGGUAGGAUAGCAAAAAGUACUUACUUUUUUUGUACCUUUUAAGUGUUAAAUAAUUGUGUUGUCUACAAUCAAAUAUUACAAUUAUUAAUCCUCAGACAUUUCUUCCUUUUAACUCAUUGCAAUAUAUGGGGACCAUUGUUGUGAUAAUAUUUCAUCCUGAAAAUUAAAAUAAUUUAUGGUUUAAAAACAAAUGACAUUGAAACUGUAUUUAUUUAUGUGCUUAUAUUUUUACAGUUGUUGGAAUCAUUCCUGUACAGCAUGUUUCAUUGAGCCUGUUACAGUAUAUUGAGGCAUUACAAUUCCCAUGUCACUGAUGUCUGAGAAGUUAUGGUGGUGUAUCUGUGUACACUGAAGCUUUAGUUAAAGGGGGUAGGAAGGAAGUUCUCACUCUCGCUGAUUUUCUACAGUGAAUUAUAAAUGACUAUGCACAAAUGUCUAACACAUAUUUACAUUGUUUAGAUUCUUAAAAAAAAAAAAAAGAAUAUAGCAUGACUGCUAUUACUGUUAUACCCAUAAAAAACAUUGUAUAAAGAUAAUGUAUUGUAAAGCAAAUCAACCCUGGCUAUUGUAACAGCAUUAGAUGCCUAAUAAAAAAAAUCACUUCUGAUCUAUUGUCCGGGAACAAGUUAAUGAGAUUAACUACAGUGAAACCCAUAUACAGUACCAGACAAAAGUUGGGACAAACCUAACUUACUCAUUCAAGGGUUUAUCUUUAUUUAUACUAUGUUCUACAUUGUAGAAUAAUAGUGAAGACAUUAUAACUAUGAACAUAUGGAAUCAUGUAGUAACCAAAAACAUGAUAAACAAAUCAAAAUAUAUUUUAUAUUCGAGAUUCUUCAAAGUAGCCACCCUUUGCCUUGAUGACAGCUUUGCACACUCUUGGCAUUCUCUCAACCAACUUCAUGAAUUAGUUACCUAUUUAUUACCUAUUUGGUAAAAGAACAGCUCAAAUAAGCAAAGAGAAACGACAGUCCAUCAUUACUUUAAGACAUGAAGGUCAGUCAAUGCAGAACACUUCCCAAAAACCUUUAAGCGCUAUGAUGAAACUGGCUCUCAUGAGGACCGUCAUAGGAAAGGAAGACCCAGAGUUACCUCUGCUGUAGACGAUAAGUUCAUUAGAGUUACCAGCAUCUGAAAUUGCAGCCCAAAUAAAUGCUUCACAGAGUUCAAGUAACAGACACAUCUCAACAUCAACUGUUCAGAGACUGUGUGAAUCAGGCAUUGAUGGUUGAAUUUCUGGAAACCACUACCAAAGAACACAAAUAAGAAGAAGUUGCUUGGACCAAGAAACAUGAACAAUGGACAUUAGAUCAGUGGAAAUAUGUAUUUUGGUCUGAUGAGUCCAAAUUUGAGUUUGGUUCCAACUGCCGUGUCUUUGUGAGACGCAGAGUCGGUGAACUGAUGAUCUCCGCACGUGUGGUUCCCAUGGUGAAGCAGGUUUGAUGGUGCGGGGGUGCAUUGCUGGUGACACAGUCAGUGAUUUAUUUAGAAUUCAAGCCACACUUAAUAACCAGCAUGGCUACCACAGCAUUCUGCAGCAGAUACACCAUCCCAUCUGGUUUGAGCUUAAUGGGACUAUCAUUUGUUUUUCAACAGGACAAUAACCCAACACACCUCCAGGCUGUGUAAGGACUAUUUGACCAAGAAGGAGAGUGAUGGAGUGCUGCAUCAGAUGACCUGGCCUCCACAAUCACCCAAACCUCAACCCAAUUGAGAUGGUUUGGGAUGUGUUGAACCGCAGAGUGAACUCCUUCAAGACUGUUGGAAAAGCAUUCCAGGUGAAGCUGAUUGAGAGAAUGCCAAGAGUGUGCAAAGCUGUCAUCAACGCAAAGCGUGGCUACUUUGAAGAAUCUGAAAUAUAAACACUUUUUUUGUUACUACAUGAUUCCAUAUAUAUGUUAUUUCAUAGUUUUGAUGUCUUCAUUAUUAUUCUACAAUGUAGAAAACAGUAACAAUAAAGAAAAACCCUUGAAUGAGUAGGUGUCCAAACUUUUGACUGGUACUGUAUACAUACACGUAUAUAUAUAAAUAGAUCAAAUCUGUCAUGCUCAUGGAUGAGUAGAACCUUUUUUUUUUUUUAAACAUGCUGAGGAAUACCAGGUUUUCAGCUCAAGUUCUGAUGUCUUGGAAAAGCACAAACAGUUUGAGCUAAGGCUACAAACUAGAGUAGUCUCAUUAAAGGGGACAUCUUCUGAUGCAAAACCACCAAAACAUGAGGUCAAUGCCUGGCACAUGGCUAGACAUAGAAUACAUUUUUUUAAACAAUGACACUUAAAAACAGGAGAAAUACAAGAUAAGCUUGGUUGUAAAAAAUAUUUUACAGCAGUAAUCAUGAUUCUGAAAAAAACAUGCAAUUAACAUGUCAUGAAAAUAAAUAACCAAAACACAUGUACAAAAGAAAUGUAGUAUAGUAAUUUUGCAGUCCAUUGACCGACUCAAACGAAUUUUCCCAGAGAAUUUGUACAUGCCUAUAUUGUCAAGGCACCCAAGCCUCGCGGUUAGAGAGGUAGCCUAGCAGUUAGGGAGGCGAGCCAGCAACUUGAAAUGUGUCUGACGGUAAAAAUCUUGUGCGAAGUGAGCUGGCAACAUGCGGGUUGCUGGUAUCAAAUCCUAGAUGCCACUGCCUGCCUUUGAGCAAGGCACUUAACCCCCCACAACAACAGCACACAGUUUGGAAGUGCCCAUACACUGCUCUAAAAACAAACUGGAUAUGUAUGCUUUGGAUGAGUUGGGUUAAAAGCA
Messenger RNA from Oncorhynchus kisutch (coho salmon), 6842 nucleotides. RefSeq names its product heat-stable enterotoxin receptor-like. Gene Ontology annotation, cellular component: plasma membrane. The transcript is spliced from 27 exons. Gene Ontology annotation, molecular function: guanylate cyclase activity; peptide receptor activity; protein kinase activity. The record is from RefSeq and is a predicted model, not a curated record. Gene Ontology annotation, biological process: intracellular signal transduction; protein phosphorylation; cGMP biosynthetic process. The coding region runs from base 564 to 3833 and encodes 1089 amino acids. NCBI's taxonomy places the organism in Eukaryota, Metazoa, Chordata, Actinopteri, Salmoniformes, Salmonidae.